GCAGAGGACGACGUUUCCGUAGCAACUGGGACCGGUCCGUUAACCGCAGCGGCUGCUGUACCAACGGAACUCACAGUAGGGGAUUGUCGUCGGUAACCGGAUACCACCUCUGUCUUGUGGGACCUCGAGACACGGGGCCGGUGUAGUAUCGAGGCGGCGAGCCCGCAGUUUCGUGCGGAUAUGCUAAAUAUGUGGAAAGUCAGAGAGCUGGUGGACAAAGCCACCAACGUGGUGAUGAACUACUCAGAAAUCGAGUCCAAGGUGAGAGAGGCCACCAAUGACGACCCCUGGGGACCCUCCGGACAACUUAUGGGAGAAAUAGCCAAAUCUACCUUUAUGUAUGAGCAAUUUCCAGAGGUAAUGAACAUGCUGUGGACCAGGAUGCUGAAAGACAAUAAAAAGAACUGGAGACGAGUAUACAAGGCUUUACUGCUGCUGGCCUAUCUCAUUAGGAAUGGAUCUGAAAGAGUCGUCACCAGUUCCCGAGAGCACAUCUAUGACCUGCGAUCUCUAGAAAACUACCACUUCAUUGAUGAGAAUGGUAAAGAUCAGGGCAUCAAUGUACGUCAGAAGGUGAAGGAGAUGGUGGAGUUUGUCCAGGAUGACGACAGACUGAGAGAGGAGAGGAAGAAAGCCAAGAAAAACAAAGAUAAAUAUAUUGGAGUCUCCUCUGACAGUAUGGGAGGAGGAAGCGUUAAGAACUCUAAUGAGUUGGAUCGAAAUAAGUGGGAUGAGGACUGGGAUAAAAGCAGAGGAGCUUUCCCCUUUAGUGAGAAGCUUGGAGAGAUCAGUGACAAGAUAGGCAGCACCAUCGAUGACACACUCAGCAAGUUCAGGAAGAAGGAAAGAGAUGAUUCACCCGACAGAAUCAGUGACAACGAGGAGGACAGAGCAUCGAGAAACGGUAGGCAAGAAACCCUUGAGUUCAAAGAUGAGGAAGAAACUGUCACAACAAAGAGCAUCCAUAUCACACAAGCAACAGAAACCACAACCACCACCACACGGAAACGCAGUGGAGCAACAAGCAGUAAGACGCUGGACCUGGGUGCUGCAGCUCACUACACUGGAGAUAAGAGCCCAGAGGAGAAGUCAUCAGUCAAGCAGUCCUCCAGUAGUGGUAUAGCAGACCUGCUAGUGAUUGACCCCUCGUCUAGUCAGGGCACUACAGCAGGUGGAAGUUCAGACCUCAUUGGUGGGUUUGCUGACUUCUCCUCUCCUGCAGCCUCUGCCAGUCUCCCCACCUCCACUGCUGCUCCAUCAUCCAAUGGAAAUGGAGAAUUUGGAGACUGGAAUGCCUUCUCAGCCAAUCCACCUGCUUCAUCAAGCUCCGGUGCCUCCCAGCCUGUCACUGACCUGUUUGGGAGCGUCCAGGCAACCACUGCCUCUAAUCCCACCCCCAUUCCACCAUCUGCCGAGCUCUUUGACCUGAUGGGUGGAGUUAACCAUCAACUAACCAAUCCACAUACAACACUGAGUGCCUCUCAGAGCAUGACUUUCUCUCUGGGGGGAGCAAUGCCAGGGCCACCUGGUUCUAUGACAAACAUGCCUCUUUCUCGCUCCCAACAGAGCUUAGGAGGUAUGACAUCUCAGCAGCCCAUAGGACAACAGCAGAAGGUUGGUGUUGGAGUUCAAGGAUCUUUAGGGUCGACCUGGUCCGACCCCUCCGUCAACAUUAGUCUGGAUUUCCUAUCAGCAGGCCUCAACCCCACUAAGACACCACCCACACUCAACAAUAUCAUCCAGCAACAAGGGGUGCCUCCCGUCAACCUUUUGGCCCAGAACUUUGGAGGUCUGAACCUGAGCUCCCCACCUCACGUGGCAUCCAUUAGACCACCAGCCAAUCCCAUGAUGGCAGGCAAUACCAUGACGAUGGGCAUGCCUGCAUCGAUAUCAACUGGCAUGCCUGCUUCCUUGGCGGGGAGUAUGCCCCCUUCAAUGACCACGGGUACCAUGGGAAUGGGCGGAAUUCCUGUCAACCAAGGCAUGAUGGGAAUGAACAUGAGCAUGAAUAUGGGCAUGGCCACUCCUGUGAUGAUGGGUAGUAUGGCUGGCAUGGGAGUGCCGGGAGUAGGGAUGGGCCUGACACACUCCAUCACCCCAGCCAUGGUUCCACCCAAACAAGAUGCCUUCGCUAACUUUGGCAGUUUUGGGAAAUGAAGGAUUGCAAUACUGUAUGUGUGCACGCGUGUGUGUGUGUGUGUGUGAGAGAGAGAGAGAGAGAGAAUGCUUGUCUGACAUUAUGAGAGUAUAAAACACUGAAGGACUGCUGUACUUGAAGACAACCUUGCAUGUUUCUCUUUUUGCUUCUGUUCUCUUUGGCGAGCUGGCACCAGUGAUAGUUCACCAUGAUCUUAAAGGAAGGCAAGAGCGCACACUGGUGCCCCUCACCCACUGGUACUUUGAUGCGUGAAAUGAUGUCACACAUAGAGGACACCGCAAGCACAGGGAUGGUGUCAAUCCACAACCACUCAUCAUUACUUUACUGUAGGGAAAGGAUCCUCACUUGACCAGUUUUUAUAGACAAACUACAGGGUCAUGCAACAUCAUAAAAACAAAAAGUCACAGCAAAAAGUUUUUCUCCUGUGACUGUACAGAGAAUUGUGUCAGUCAUGCUGACUUAAAUGAAAGCAGCACUGCUGCCUUAAUUCUGCAUUGUAGCCUGAGAUUUAUUUUAUAUUAUUUAAACGAUAUUCAAUUGCAAACGUUAAGCCAUUACAUUAUUGCCAUGGGAUGGCUUGUUUUCCUACGCUCCCUGUGCACAUAGUCUUAACAGUUAACAUACCUAGAGUAUACUGAAUAUAUACUCUAGUCCUACAGCAGAGGGCAGGAUUGGGUGUAUGCGAUGAGGUAACUCAAUGGUUGUACUUGAGCCAUAAUAGUGUGUAGAAUUGCAUAAUACACCCUUUUCCCAGUGUCUCCCCUCUCCUCUUACUAUCAGGCUUGAAGCAGUUCACAAGCACUCAGUGUACACUAGAAAACCUGAUAUUUAAAAGACAACUUGAGUGAAGCCUUGAACUACUCAGAACAAAGGUCCCUAAAAUACUGUGGGACACUUAAUAUUACAAAAAUCAGAUACUGUUUAAAGUGAUACUUGUCCUAUACUUUCAAUUUUUACUAAACUAAAAUACCGGUACUAUUCACUGAUAUUUUUCUCUUUAUUUCUGACCCACAUAGAUCUAUUCUGUCUGUUAUAUAUUUGCAUACAUACACUGUAUGGACAGAAGUAGAGACUAAUGGUUUGGGUUUUUUUUUAAAGAGUAUUUCCAGCUGGUGGUGGGAAAAGAGGGCAAACGAUAGUCAACAUCUACAUGAUUGAACAUCAAUCACAACAAUCCUCUAAACUUCUUCCAUGUUUAAGAUGGUGGCACAACCCCAGAUAUUUGGAACAAUGCAGCAAUGUACCUUUAAUUACAAAGUGUUUUUACCAGAAAACGUUUUGCACCCUGCACCAUUUAACCACUACCUUACAUGGAUUAAAUACAUUUGAGGAUUUCUUUUUUCAUUAAGUUUGAAUAAAUGAUUUCUGUGGCUUGCAAAGACCAGUCUAUAGGGCUUUGGGGGUCUUGAGCGAAGUGUAUGUGUGAGAAAAGAGUGAAUGAGUGUGUGUGACUUUGUGUGUGGGUAUAGUUUUCUCUGUUUGAUGUGCAAACACAGCUAAGCAGAGCCUCCUGUCAUUUUCUGAGGCACUGCACUCCAAAUGACCAAAUCUUUAUUUUGUUACUCUCAGAAGGAUGAUUCCAUAGCAAUUAGUUUCAUAUUUUAUUAGUUUACUUGUAAAGUUAUGUUCAUAUGAGAGAGCUACUGAUAUCAUAAUUUAGCUGAUGGGAAUCAUGUUUUUGUUUUGGGUUGUUUUUGGGUUGUUUUUUUUUUUCAGUACGGCUCGUUUCAUUUGAUUGCACUCUAUAUUUUCUGUACUUCAUCUUACAUUAAACUACAUUAUAACAAGAAA
Scatophagus argus is the source of this 3949-nucleotide messenger RNA. RefSeq names its product clathrin interactor 1-like. Gene Ontology annotation, biological process: endocytosis. Lineage: Eukaryota; Metazoa; Chordata; Actinopteri; Scatophagidae. The transcript has 12 exons. Gene Ontology annotation, cellular component: plasma membrane; clathrin vesicle coat; endosome. Gene Ontology annotation, molecular function: clathrin binding; phospholipid binding. Bases 181 to 2157 code for a protein of 658 amino acids. The record is from RefSeq and is a predicted model, not a curated record.